Dioszegia hungarica is the source of this 423-nucleotide messenger RNA. Its product is annotated as ribosomal protein S9. Gene Ontology annotation, molecular function: structural constituent of ribosome; RNA binding. Gene Ontology annotation, biological process: maturation of SSU-rRNA from tricistronic rRNA transcript (SSU-rRNA, 5.8S rRNA, LSU-rRNA); translation. NCBI's taxonomy places the organism in Eukaryota, Fungi, Basidiomycota, Tremellomycetes, Tremellales, Bulleribasidiaceae. The coding region runs from base 1 to 423 and encodes 140 amino acids. The record is from RefSeq and is a predicted model, not a curated record. The transcript has 4 exons. Gene Ontology annotation, cellular component: ribosome; cytosolic small ribosomal subunit.
AUGUCUGCUGUCCAAACCUUCGGCAAGAAGAAGACCGCCACCGCUGUGGCUCACGUCACCCCCGGACGUGGGCUCGUCAGGCUUAACGGAUCGCCCAUCUCGAUCGUCGAGCCCCAGCUCAUGCGAUACAAGGUGUACGAGCCUAUCCUCGUUGUCGGUGCCGACAAGCUCGCCAACCUCGACAUCCGUCUGCGGGUGAAGGGUGGUGGACACGUUUCUCAGCUCUACGCUCUCCGUCAGGCUAUCGCCAAGGGCAUCGUCGCUUUCUACGCCAAGAACGAGGAUGCCGCCUCCGCCCUCGAAUUGAAGAAGACCCUCAUCGCCUACGACCGUUCACUCCUCGUUGCUGACCCCCGUCGUAUGGAGCCCAAGAAGUUCGGUGGUCGUGGAGCGCGUUCGAGGAGGCAGAAGUCUUACCGUUAA